Messenger RNA from Silurus meridionalis, 1986 nucleotides. RefSeq names its product ELL associated factor 1 (gene eaf1). Gene Ontology annotation, molecular function: transcription elongation factor activity. Gene Ontology annotation, biological process: positive regulation of DNA-templated transcription; regulation of transcription elongation by RNA polymerase II. Gene Ontology annotation, cellular component: super elongation complex. The coding region runs from base 142 to 903 and encodes 253 amino acids. Lineage: Eukaryota; Metazoa; Chordata; Actinopteri; Siluriformes; Siluridae. The transcript has 6 exons. The record is from RefSeq and is a predicted model, not a curated record.
AUGUACGCGGAAGUUGUCCGAUGUAAACAGUUUGUGUGAUGGUUGUAUGUGGAGAUUGUGGCGGAAACCCGGAGGAAAUCCUGCUGUUUGCAGCUCUCAGGUGAAUAAAUGUGGCAGUGAGGAGGAUCAGUGGUUCCAGUCAUGAACGGAAGCUGUAACGCGGUGCUGGAUAAAGAGGAGCACGUGUUAAAGCUGGGAGAAAGCUUCGAGAAAAGAGCCAAGUCCUCCUUCCACACCAUCAGAUAUGACUUUAAGCCGGCGUCCAUUGACACGUCCUGUGAAGGAGAGCUGCAGGUGGGAAAAGGAGAGGAGGUCACCAUCACGCUGCCACACAUCCCUGGUUCAACGCCUCCAAUGACGGUCUUCAAGGGCAACAAGCGUCCGUAUCAGAAAGACUGCGUCCUGAUCAUCAACCACGACACCGGAGACUUUGUGCUGGAGAAGCUCAGCAGCAGCAUUCAGGUCAAGAAGACCAGAGCCGAGGGCAGCAGUAAGAUCCAGGCUCGGAUCGAGCAGCAGUCAGUGAGAGCCAGUCAGCCUUCCUCCCAGUUCCGCACUCCCACUAAACCCAGCAGCGGCGUGAAGACGUCCCCCAGUAAAGACAACCCGUCUCCUGAACCCCAGCUGGACGACAUCAAGAGAGAGUUGCGGGCGGAGGUGGAGAUCAUUGAGCAGAUGAGCAGCAGCGGCAGCAGCUCCUCCGACUCGGCCAGUUGUUCAGGCAGCGGAGACGACGACAGCUUGAGCAGCGAUGGAGAGCAGGAGAGUGCAAACCUUCACCCGUCUCCCAGCCGAGAGCUGAGCAACGGCACGGACAAAUCACAGGGCAGCAACCAGCUCAUGAACACGCUCAGAAACGAUCUGCAGCUAAGCGAAUCCGGCAGCGACAGCGAUGACGAUUGACCUCCUCCUUCUUCCUGCUUUUUAUGCCAUUUUAUGCUUUUACAGAACUCCAGAAGCUUGUAUUUUUAUGACUAUUUUAUUUCAUUAAAGUAUAUUUUUAGGCGAUAGAAGCGUAUAUAUUAGAGCUCGGCUUGUUUUUUUGCCAUCGCGCGAUCACAUGAUCAUAUCACCACUAGCUUGUUGUUAAAUUGCGUCAGGUCACAUGGCAUGUCUGGUGCAUUUUUUUUGUCAUGAUGCCGUGCUGUUACGAGCAGUUUGAUCACCAGGGCCUGUGGAUUUGCAGUGUCUUUUGGUGACUUGCGUGCACGAUUCUCCUCUAGGGGGCGGUACAUAGAGGCUACAUAUCCAUUGGGUGAAAUGCAUUGACAGGAAAAGAUAAAAAUGGAUUGUCGGAUAGCAAAUAUUUGUGUUUGGUUUUAUUUUUUUAUGCAAAUAACUGCAUAGCCCCGACAAAUCAGACAAACGCAGUGUUUAUACUGUCAGUUCACAACUGUGUGUGUUCACAUUGUAAUUAUAAUAUUAUAAUAUUAAUUAUAAUAUUUAGACGAAAAUAUUGAACCUCAGUGACACAAAACGCACCAUUUCAGGUUGGUUUAAUUCGUUCUGUAUUGUAAAGAGGCUCCGCCCCCUCGAGGCAGAUCCUUCACGGCGUGGGCUCGAAUUGUGUGUAAACUGUGUUUUUUGUUCGUUUUUUUUUUUUUUUUUAACACGCCACCAUGCUGUGAUCGCACCACGAUGCGUGCUCGGUCUUUAUAAGCACUUAUGAAGUUUAUCCGAAGCAGUUUAGAGCUUAGAGUCCAAAAAGGUCACAUUGCUUCUUCUGUAUAGAGAUGGAAGGAAAUAUUGUAUAUUAAGACCAGUGUAUUUGUAAAAAAACAAAAAACAAUAACAAAGAAAGAAAUAAAAGGAUAUUAGGGUUUCAGCUUUCGUGUGGAUCUGUGUAGAUUUUAAUUUGUGUCAAAACCAGUAUUUAAAAGAAAAAAAAGAAAGGUUUUGUGUGUGUGUGUGUGUGUGUGUGUGUGUGUGUGUGUGUGUGUGUGUGUAAAUGUGCCUGAUGAAGCAAUAAAGACCUGUUUUCUGUAA